This is a messenger RNA of Maylandia zebra (zebra mbuna), 4141 nucleotides long. RefSeq names its product queuine tRNA-ribosyltransferase accessory subunit 2 (gene qtrt2). NCBI's taxonomy places the organism in Eukaryota, Metazoa, Chordata, Actinopteri, Cichliformes, Cichlidae. The record is from RefSeq and is a predicted model, not a curated record.
UUUAAGCGGUGCCUUCGCCGUUGAUGACGACAUAUUCCUGCGACUUGUAGUUCCUGUCAGCCCAUGAGGUUUUGUUGGUGAGCUGUUUGAUUUUCAGCGUUUCUCACGUAAACAAGCAUCCCUGUGAGUGUGUAGGUUUCAUCCAAGUGUCGGACUUAGAGCGGUAAAUAUUCCAAAUACACGUGAGUGGGAAGGCUAGCUAGCUACGUGGCUAAGUCAAAACCAGUAACACUCGUACUAUUUCAGCUGUUGGAGGGAGUCCUUUUAGCGCUUCGACUGGAGUUUUUGCUAUGGCUGGGAGCAGGAUGCAACUGGAGCUGUCCCGCGUGGUUCAGGGAAGAAGUCGGCUGGGUGUCCUGAAGGGACUGGACAGGACGGGGCAGCAUUCACUGGAGAUCCCGGGGUGUCUGCUGUACACACACUUUGGCACCGUUCCCCACCUCACUCAGGACACACUGCACACGCUGAUCAGUCUCCCCUCUGUCACUCAGAUCACUUUGUCCCACAUAGCUGAGCACCAGGAGGUGCUGGAGGAGUUUAAGGAUGGAUUCAGAAAAUUCGCAGGUCUUCAUGAUACUGUGCUCUACUGCUCCCUUCACGACCCUGCCACGCACAGCCCGACGGGUUACACCACCAACAAGACGGUGUCAGUGUGGGGCAGCGGUGGGCGGAUAGAACUAACGGUGGCCAAGUUCAUGGCUCUUCAGAAGACCGUACAGCCAGACUGGUACCAGAGCAUGUGCGACGGAGAGACCUGGCAGAACAGCGCUUCUCGCAAACGGGUCAGAAAGUCGGUGGAUCGGACUCUCGCUCAUUUGGACGAGUGUUUGCUGGUGCACCAAAAAUCAAAGGAAUUGGAGGGAGUUGAGGUGUUUGGUGUGGUGGAAGGAGGCGACAUCCUGGAAGAGAGAGUACGCUCUGCCAGAGAGACCGCCAAGAGGCCCGUGGCAGGAUUCUGUCUGGACGGCCUCCAGACGGGCUCCAUGGACCAAACUCUGAGGACCCAGCUCAUCACUGCUAUGAUCAAGGAGCUGCCUGAGGACAAACCCAGACUCCUGCACGGUGUGGGACGACCUGAUGAGGUGCUGGCGUGCGUCGAGGCCGGCGUGGACCUGUUUGAGAGUUUUUUCCCCUUCCUGGCGACAGAGCGAGGCUGCGCUCUCUCCUUCGGCUUUGACAUUUCCACGGACCCAGAGCGCGCAGGUAGAGCGCCCCCUGCAGUGUUGGAGUUGAACGAAGAGAAGGCGACAGCAGGGGAGAGCCAGCAGAAUGGCGAUCUUAAUCGUCAUGAUCAAACACAGAUGACACCCUUUGAGAUGAACCUCAAAGAGAAAAGGUAUCAGGACGACUUUAGGCCGCUGGUGGAGGGGUGUGGCUGUUACUGCUGUAAGAACCACCAGAGGGCGUACCUGCACCACCUGCUGGUGACCAAUGAGCUGCUGGCUGGAGUUCUACUCAUGAUCCACAACACAGCCCACUAUCACGGCUUCUUCGGGGCCUUAAGAGAAGCGUUGGCCACCGAUAAACUGGAUGUACUCAAGAAACGAGUACUUGGGGAUGGAGGCCUGCAGAGAGAGAGAAAAGAGUAAGAUGGAUGGAAGCCAAUAGAUGCGAGAGGGAAUGAGCUGAGGGACUAAGGGGGAGAGAUCUUCUUCAGUGGAGUGACAUGGCCAGAGGCAAUCAUAAGUACUAUCUUGUUCUGCCAAGUCCGGUCACACGACGAACUGAACUGUCCUUGAGAAUGACACACUCCAUAUGCUGCCAUCUCUUUGCUUUAAAGAAGAAGAUGAAAGGAGAAAGGAGCACACAGAAAACUUUUUGAUGUUUGUGCCUUGGGUUUGUGUCCUAGUCUAUUGAUCUGAGCAGAGGAGACUGUGUCAGGGUUCAGCGGCUGAGGGAAGAAAAGGCGCUUAAUAUGAGGUCAGAAGGAACCUGCAUAAAACAUAUGGUGAGGAUGGAUGGUGGUGGACUAUUGAUGACGACUGAAACCUUAAUGUGGUCUGAUUGUAGGUCGGCAGAUGACUAAUGUCCUCUGAACUCAGUGACAUAGAAGCACAGACCAGAGGGAGAACCAAACGAGUGUGAUCAAUUGUUAGCGGGGAGACAUUAAUAAAUGCCACUGUUUCUCCUGUUAUAUGUGAACAGGUCAUGUGUAAAAUAUGAUUCCAGGAAGGCUUUGUUUUUGUCAUUUCAUACCUUACUGAUCAGUCCUAAUCAAACAUUUUCCAUUUGUUUACGUGCAUCAUGAAUAUUUAUAAUGUUGCAGUUGGAUACCUCCUCUCAAACGUGUGGAGAUUGACUUCUUGUCGUUUUCAACCUCACUGCCUAACCAGCGUCUAUGUUGAGAUGAUGCUUUGCAUUAAAGAGGACUCUGGCGAGCUCUGGCUAGCUGGAGUUUUAGACUGACAGCUCCCCCCAUUCGUGCUGCUGAGAGAGGAUAAAGAUCAGAUAAAGAUACGGGGCUCUGCUGCCUCCCCUGCCAUGGUGGAGGGGGCUUUUUUUUCUUCUUUUUUUUGUGAAGGUGAAGGGAUGUAAUUGACUGCCAGACCAUGCACACGUCUGUUGGGGGGGGCAGACUUGCAGAGAGGAGACUGUGACAGAUUUAUGUAACAGUAAUGAGGAUUUUAUUUACAUUGUGGAUUACCUUAACUGCAUCCAGCGUUAUGAACGAGUGGGCCGAAGGAUUUGCUGUCGUCAGUUGGUGGGCAUAAAUACUAAAGGCCCAAAGACAUAAAAGGGGCUGAAAAAAGAUGAAAAGAUGGGUGAAAGCCAAAACAAGCAAUGACCUUCAGCCUAGGUUUAUUUUGAGGCUUAAUGGGAUGGCAGCAGACAAACUAUUGAAGAGAAGGUUGUAAAGUCAAUUCCCCUGGUUAGUUGGUAAAAAUAGGAAAUGAAUUCAAUGGCUGUUGCCCUCAUUUCCCUGGAAAACUGCUGUAUAGAUAUUGAUAUCUUGUAUUCAAACAAUCACAGUAGAAGUAGAAGGAAGCUAACAAAACAGCAGUUUACUUAUGUAAUGUGCUUUUUUUUUUCUCCCGCGCAACAAAUCAACCCUUGCUUAAUACGCACUAAUUACAAACCCAAAAUUUCAUCUGCACUAAUUAAGCCCUAUUGAGGCUGUUACCGUUGAUUGUUGAAUGAAUUUUCCUUUAAUGAAUCCAGACCCCAGCCGAUCUUUCAUUUUCUUGCCCUGGUUUACUUAUUAAGCUUGUGACCUCCAGAAGUGGAACAUAAGUGAUUGCAGUAAUGAUAAGAUGCAGCACAAUAAAUAGGAAUAUAAAUAGGAGCGUAGCAGUCGAGUUUAAACAUAACAGCUUGAAUGUGUUAAGAGGAGAAAAUGAAGGUGUAAAAGUGGGAACGGUUUGUGAAUUUGGAGCAUGUUUAAUAUCAUUUACAUUAACACGGGUUCACACAAGGCUGCACUCUGUCCUUCAGAAUAUGCAUAAGAAAUGAGUAAUACAGUCCUUGUGAAAAAAUGGAGUGUUCAUAGGGAUUUUUUUACAGUCCUGUGAAUGAACUAAAGUACACCUCAUGAUUUAGUAGCUGGUAGAAGCACCGUUAGCAGUAAUAACUUGAAUUGUUUUCUGUUUGGCUUUAUCAGUUUCCCGCAUCUUUGUGGAGGAAUUUUGGCCGGCUCUUUUUUUCCUUUUCUUUUUUUUCUUUUGCUUUUUACAACGUUGCUUCAGUUCGUUGAGGUUUGCAGGCUUUUAUUUACACACAACUUUGUUCAUUUCUCACCACAGCAUUUCAGUCACGUUGAGGUAUGGACCGCAGCACUUUUUAUUCUUUUACUUUUAAGCCAUUCUGUUGUAGAUUCGUGCUGUGUUUGGGAUCAUUGUCCUGUUCUAUGACCCACUUUCAGCCACAGUUUAGAUGUCUGACCGACAGCCUCACACUGUAUUAUUUUGAUAUGCAGAGGAGUUAAUGAUCGAGUCUGCAAGGUGCCCGGGUUUUUUUUCCCCAAACACAUUGGUCUGAAUACUCCAGAUCAGCAAACUGCCAAGACUUCUCCUUUUAUAGAGGCGCUCACACUUGCUGAUGAUCAGUUAAGAAAAUGAUCUCAAUUAUUAACACCUGGCUGCUACUGACCCUCUUAAUUCCUAUAGAAGCAGUAAAGAUGUGUAUUAAAGUUGGUAAUUCAGUU